UAGAUACUAGAGGCACAACCACGCUCAUUGUGCUCACUGCCAUUGCUCUGGUGGUACCGGCCUCUACUUACCUACAAUGCGGCUAUCCUAGAUCAAUGGAAGCUUGAACACGCCACCUUGUAAGUACCUAGGUAAUGUACACACGUUAACAGAGCUUCAAGAAUGUCUCCCCAGACUACCAAGUACACGACAGUACCAGCCACAAAGCUUGACCGUAUCUCUUCAGCUUGUGAUCGACCUGCCAAUUGGGCUAGAAAGCCCGUGUUCAUCGUGUGGUGAAACCCGAAUUCCCCUUGCUGGGGCUUCUGAGUCGUCGACGGCCUCCAGCUCGGGGACUAUGACACCACCAGCCAUGGAGACAUAAAUAUCUUCUGACGGCCCUCUUGGCUGGAGAAGGUGAGCACACCCUCAGAUGGGAUCAAUGUUACCGACGGCCUCAAUGAUUUCGAGGACCACGAAGAGUCUCCAAAGUGUUCAACCGUCUGUCCGGCAGUUAACAACAAGAGCUUCUCCAUCGGGUUUCAAACUCCAGAGCCCGAUCUCACCCUCAUACCCCCGGGAAGUCAGGUUUACUCAGUCUUUGCCGGUGUCAACGGCUUCCGAGUCUGUAUUAAUAAGUCCAAGGCAACAACUACAACAGCCCUCGUAUAACUUGAACACCACACUAGAUCGGACCACACAUUCCACCCGUCGUUCUCCUAUAACAACUACAACAACAAUAAUCAUGGAGCCGAGAGUACACACCCUCUUUGAACCCUCCACCGGCACAUGGCAGUACGUCGUGGCGGACGAAGCCACCAAGGAGGCCGUCAUCAUGGACCCGGUUUUGGAUUACGACAAGAACACGGGAAGAGUCAGCACUCACUCUGCCGACAAGAUUCUGGACCUCAUCACGCAGCACGACUACACCGUCUCGCGGAUCCUCGAGACGCACGCCCACGCCGACCACUUGACCUCGUCUCGCUACCUCCAGAGCUCACUCUUGCAGCGCCGGCCCUCCCGUGCCCUUCCCCAGAUCUGUAUCGGUGAACGUAUUCGACAGGUUCAGGAGACAAUGUCCAAGAAGUACAACAUCCCGGCGUCAGAACUCGAGUCUGCCUUUGACCACCUCUUCACCGACGAUGAGACCUUCAACAUCGGCAACCUCGAGGUUCAAGUCAUCCACCUCCCCGGACACACGCCAGAUCACAUCGGGUACGUCAUCGGCUCGAACGUCUUCACCGGAGACUCGAUCUUUAAUCCGGACGUCGGGUCCGCUCGAUGUGAUUUCCCAGGGGGCUCAGCCACGGAGCUCUACCGGUCCACGCAGAAAUUGCUAUCCCUCCCGGGCCAUUACAAGUUGUACACGGGUCACGAUUAUCCCCCGGAAACUCGAAGUCUCCCGUGUGGUGAGCAACAACAACAACAACAGCAACAACAUGUGGCGGCCCACGUAAAAGCCGUACCCUUCACCACGGUCGAGACCCAGAGGAACGAGAACAAGCACGUCAAGAUAGGCACCACCAUGGAAGAGUUUGUUGAAUGGAGGUCACAGCGAGACAGCGGCUUGGGAGACCCCAAACUGCUGGGCCCUUCGUUGCAGGUCAACGUCCGGGGUGGUCGGUUGCCGGCAUCAGAUACGUCCUCGAUGAGCAUCACUGAUGUUCCCACGGGUGUACCUCGAGCAUCAAACCCUACUACUACACCCACCACUACAUCUACGUCUGCUACACUAACGACCGCCAUGCCUCAUAUUUCCCCAGUUCAUUGAUAAUUAGCCGGAGUUUCUGUUUACGGUGUAUGGAAAUAAUUGAUCGAUGGAUCACAACGCAAAACGAGGUUUCAUAGUCUACAAAUUGUGCUCUGAUGUCACGGAAAUAGUGCAUAGCUGUUGUUACAGAGUCUAUAUCUAAAUUGUGUCUCUUUCACGUGGUAGUAUACACAGUAUAAGCACC
Messenger RNA from Exophiala oligosperma, 1934 nucleotides. RefSeq lists its product as uncharacterized. Lineage: Eukaryota; Fungi; Ascomycota; Eurotiomycetes; Chaetothyriales; Herpotrichiellaceae. Bases 413 to 1750 code for a protein of 445 amino acids. The record is from RefSeq and is a predicted model, not a curated record. Gene Ontology annotation, biological process: glutathione metabolic process; hydrogen sulfide metabolic process. The transcript has 2 exons. Gene Ontology annotation, molecular function: sulfur dioxygenase activity.